AUGAAAGUGCCUAAGCCUCCACCCAUCUACAUCACAACGCGGAGUUUCAAAAACUGUACUGCUGACCAGUUCUCCGUUGACAUCACACGAGUACCAUGGGAAACUGUGAAAUUAAUGGCCUCAGUGGAUGACAGAGUGGAUGCUUUUAACAACCUCUUUCUAACAUGUCUUGAUAAUCAUGCCACCAUAAAAACUCUGAAACUAAAGCGCAAAUCAAAUCCAUCCAUCACUGCUGUGAUCAGGGAACGGAUAAAUACAAGGAAUAAGCUCCAUAAGCGGGCGCGUAAGAGCGGAAGCCACGAGGAAUGGAAAGCUAAUAAAUAA
Molecule: messenger RNA, 324 nt
Organism: Pocillopora meandrina
Lineage: Eukaryota; Metazoa; Cnidaria; Anthozoa; Scleractinia; Pocilloporidae
Source: the annotation of a GenBank genome assembly